UGGAGUCGCUGAGUGCACAAGACACUGGCUGUGAAAUGCUUGUGGAUACCCGCAUGCUGGAACGUGGCGGAGUAAUACGUAUUAUUAAGCGAUAUUACAGGCGUAAGUGGCAGGCGCGUGCCUUGAUGAUCGUUGUUGCGAUUCUUUCGCUCUGUUGCGUGGGACUGAUUUUCGCCUUAGUUUUUCACUCACACUUUAAGCAUCUACCUGACGCUGUGAGAAAGGAAAAUGGGGAAUCUGUCGCCUUGAAGCAAAAUGGUGAACACUCAGAACAAGCGCUCAGCAAUUCACUCGCGCGUCAUCCAAAUAAGCCCCUUGUAUCAGCAUAUCGAACAGUGCAAAACUGCAAUGACUUGGCAAAUAACAGUUUCCUACCCUGGGAUAAGUUUGAAAAUGACCAACUAAUCACUUAUGACAACAAAACACGCAGCCUUAUCAUGCCUCACAGUGGGAUGUACCAUGUCUCUGUGCAAGUGGCGUACAGAUAUCUCGAUGGCUUCCGUUGCGAAGGCACUGCCGUCCUGAGACAAAAGGUGCUCAGGGUGUCAGACAGUUACCCAAGACCUGUAACACUGCUCACGGCUGAGGACACCGUUAACUGCAACCUGGAUUACUGGUCAAAAACUCUGUACACAGGAGCCAUAUUGCAUUUAGACAAAGAGGACAGACUCUCUGUGAACAUCUCUCGUACUGAACUCGUUGACUGCGGUGGGAAACUCCAUACAAAAACAUUCUUUUCACUAUAUCUUGUAUCCAUGGACUAAUGUUGACAUUUCUGUUGUUUUAAUCUAUUUGUAUGAAGCUUGUAUUUAUGUUUUUUGAAGCACUCUAUUGUUGCACUGGAUAAAGUGAUAGGGACUUGUGUCUUUAGGCCCUUUUACCACAACAUCCUACGUACAUUGCCACUAAGGUGAUCUCUUACUGUGUUGUUGUGGCAGUAAAUGUAUGACCUGCCAGGUAAAUUUAAAAUGGAGCAGCUGAUGUCACUUAUUCAUGCUCGUGUAGAAAUACAGUAAGAACACUAAUGGGCCAACACAGUACCAUUUUAAUAGGUGGGUAAGAAAAUUGCACCAAUAUUUUUUUUGUAAUUUUUUUGUAAGCGAGUAGAUGAGGCAAGGCUGACAGACUAGGGUCCAUUCAUUGUUAACAAAUGUAAAAAAAAAUAUGUUGAUAUUUUAAAAUGUGGAGGGUUGACAUCCUUAGGAAUGGUGAUUGUAAAUUUUCCUGGAAACGUAGGAUGUGGUUGGAACACAGAUCAAAAGGCAAGCGACAGAGAAGAAUUAUCCAUGUGAUCUGUACAUUCUGACCAAACAGGUCUGGCUAGCUAAGGAAACAUUCACUCUGACAUGGGGGAGAUCCCCGCACUCUCAGAGCUGUCUCACCCAUUUGAGAAGAAACGCACUUCUCUAAUUCAGUUCUCUUUUUUAAUAAGUAUGCAUUAAAACGUAACUAAUAAUCUGCAAAAUGUUUACAUCACCUUCAUUUAUAAUGCGUCAGCACCAACGUUGAUAUGUUAACAUCAGUGUGGUUAAAUUGCUAUUCACUGUACUUUUCGUACUAAAAAUGCAGAGAGUCUUUGAAGUACUA
Chanos chanos (milkfish) is the source of this 1587-nucleotide messenger RNA. RefSeq lists its product as uncharacterized. The record is from RefSeq and is a predicted model, not a curated record. Gene Ontology annotation, molecular function: tumor necrosis factor receptor binding. Lineage: Eukaryota; Metazoa; Chordata; Actinopteri; Gonorynchiformes; Chanidae. Gene Ontology annotation, cellular component: membrane. The transcript has 4 exons. Gene Ontology annotation, biological process: immune response. The coding region runs from base 36 to 764 and encodes 242 amino acids.